Messenger RNA from Mauremys mutica (yellowpond turtle), 696 nucleotides. RefSeq names its product interferon beta-like. The transcript is spliced from 3 exons. NCBI's taxonomy places the organism in Eukaryota, Metazoa, Chordata, Testudines, Geoemydidae. Gene Ontology annotation, biological process: natural killer cell activation involved in immune response; B cell proliferation; positive regulation of peptidyl-serine phosphorylation of STAT protein. Gene Ontology annotation, cellular component: extracellular region. Gene Ontology annotation, molecular function: type I interferon receptor binding; cytokine activity. The record is from RefSeq and is a predicted model, not a curated record. The coding region runs from base 1 to 696 and encodes 231 amino acids.
AUGAUCAGUAGGUGGUUGCUGCAAUUUUGCCUCAUGCUGCUCUUCUCCAGUGAAAUCUCAUGUCUGGACUGUAACCGGAUUUAUGUUCUACAAACCAGAAUGAACAGUGAGAGUUUAGAGCAUCUGGAGAAAAUGGGUGGAAACUUUCCCUUCCAAUGUCUAAAUGAAAGGACAGCUUUCAAGCCCAGAGAUAUCCUCAAGAUCCGACUGUCCCAGCAAGAGAAUGCCAAGGUAGCCAUCCAACAGAUCCUCCAAGAACUCUUCCAUAUCUUUAACAAUAAUCUCACCCAAGCUGCCUGGAAUGGGACUUCCAUAAAGGAAUUCCAAAAUGGUCUUCACCAGCAGAUUGAGAAGCUGGGGACGUGUUUGAGUGCUGAAAAAGGAAAGGAGAUAACCUACCAAGGAAAUGAGAACCUCCUGCUUACCAGCCUCAAACUGAAGAGAUACUUCCAAAUAAUAGACGAUUUCCUGAAAGAAAAGCAAUACAGCCAGUGUGCCUGGGAGAUUAUCCGUGCAGAAAUAUCCAGAUGUUUUCUAAUUCUUGAUGUACUGACAGAUCGGCUGAAAAAUGAAGCACGUGAUACUUCAGCUGAUGCUACAACUUUGGAUUUGUUAAAACAGUUGAAUCAAAUUGCACUGUGGAAUGGAAUCCCUCCUCCAUUGCCUCCGCCAACAGUGACUUCUGAGACUCCAUAA